AUGAAGACCUCUUUCUUUAUCGGCUCUGCCAUUAUAGGCGCUGCUUCUGCAUACAAAGCUACUACCACUCACUAUUAUGAUGGGCAAAAGGGUGGUUGCGGAUGCGGCUCAGGCUCUAGUGCGUUCCCAUGGCAGCUUGGCAUUGGUAACGGAGUCUAUACAGCAGCUGGCUCUCAGGCCUUUUUCGACACGGCCGGUGCGUCGUGGUGUGGCGCGGGCUGCGGUGGUGUUGCUGGCCAGAGCAUUAUUGUGAUGGUCACAAACCUGUGCCCCAAUAAUGGAAAUGCACAGUGGUGCCCAGUUGUUGGCGGUACUAACCAGUAUGGCUACGGCUACCACUUUGACAUUAUGGCGCAGAAUCAGGUCUUUGGAGACAAUGUGGUUGUUGAUUUUGAGCCUAUUGCCUGCCCAGGCCAGGCUGUUGCUGACUGGGGAACUUGUGAAUGCAAUGGAAUACAAGAGACCGAUACUACGCCUGUCCUAGGUAAUGACACUAGCUCACCUCCUCCCAGCAGUUCAAGCUCAAAGCCGUCGGCAUCGUCGACAAAGGCGGCGACAUCGUCGUCAAAACCAGCGACAUCGUCAAAGCCAGCGGCAUCAUCGACACCACCAUCCAGCGGUGGACAACAACAAACACUCUACGGCCAGUGUGGAGGUAUUGGCUGGGCAGGUCCUACUGUUUGCCAGGCUCCGGCCACCUGCAAGGCACAGAACCAGUGGUACUCUCAGUGUCUCAACUAA
Messenger RNA from Trichoderma aggressivum f. europaeum, 741 nucleotides. RefSeq lists its product as uncharacterized. Gene Ontology annotation, cellular component: extracellular region. The coding region runs from base 1 to 741 and encodes 246 amino acids. The record is from RefSeq and is a predicted model, not a curated record. NCBI's taxonomy places the organism in Eukaryota, Fungi, Ascomycota, Sordariomycetes, Hypocreales, Hypocreaceae. Gene Ontology annotation, biological process: carbohydrate metabolic process. Gene Ontology annotation, molecular function: cellulose binding. The transcript has 4 exons.